This is a messenger RNA of Protopolystoma xenopodis, 1620 nucleotides long. The record is from the annotation of a GenBank genome assembly. Lineage: Eukaryota; Metazoa; Platyhelminthes; Monogenea; Polystomatidea; Polystomatidae.
CAGCGGGGCCAGCCUCCACCCAAUCGGUCAGCAUCCGGACCGAUGGAUAUCGUUUCUUUUGCUGGUCACCUGACGGCGCUUCGGCAACCAAGGCUUACGAUUGCUCUGUCCGACCGACGCAAUGGGCGCAUCCUGGCCGGCCGUCUGUUGGUCGGGCCUCAAGGCGGACUGUUUGUGCAUCGGCGAGUUGAUGUGGUGCUCGCCUGUUCUGUCGACUCAUCUGAAGUCUUAGAGGACUCGGCAACACAUCAACGGUACCAGUUGAGACCGGCAGACGAGGCUGAGGCCAUGCUUAUGCAAAGACCUUACAAGGAUGGGGACGACACCGAAGACGACGAGACUGUGGCCAACCAGUCUUGUAUGCCGAGUGUUUUUGUGGAUGCUGCAAUUGAAGAGAGCACUAGAAACGACAUCAAAGCAAGAAAGAGGCUGUGGCAAGAAGCAAGAGACGAGGGGGAGCAGGAAAACAAGAGGAAAGAAGGUGACGAUCAAGAAAGUAAGGAGGAAAUGGAGAAUGAAAAAGACGAUAGAAUGAGGCAGGAGGAUGAAAAUAAAACGGAUGCCACAGAAGCUGCGAUAUCGCCUUACUUUUCGAUUAAGCAGAAAUAUGAACAGCCACCACGGACCGGGCUAGCGAACCCGAAGGAGCACUCCUCUUCACACUUGACCUCUUCCUCCUCCUCCUCCUCCUCUUCUUCUUCUUCUUCUUCCUGCUCCUCCUCCUCUUCCAUCACAUCAGACCCACUUCCAUUCUCCGAGCUUCCUUCCUUCCGUUCUCUGCCUCCUACAGACGCUUGUAGCAACAGUCUCCCAGCUUUGCACGCCAUGAUUCAGCCUCCGGAGGUGAUGCAUGCUGGUGAGGUAAGCCCUACUCCAGUCUGUCCAAUGAGGCGAGAGACCAUACAACGUCGGUUGGGCUCCGGUUGCCUGGGGCCUGGGAUGCUGAGCGAUGCUUCUGACUUCGAGGCUGACAGAGAUCCUCUCUUGAGGACUCAAGCCUCCUGUUCAUUCCAGACUCAGCACAACCACGAGGUGGCAUCCUUUUCAGGCAGGUGGCGAGACGAAAAAUCUACCGGUCUGGUUGGACCAACUUAUGCUGAGACCGAGGUCCGGAAUGAUCUCUUCCACCAGAAUCAAAUCCAGCACACUCUAGUCCAGUGUCAAGCCGGCUCGAGCCACAAACCGGAUGGCUGUGAAGAGGAGACGGCGGUACCUGUGACUGUCAGACUCGGGUGCUCAAGGUCGAGUUCAAGCGUGUGGCUUGGUUAUGCCAAUCAAAAGUCAUCCGGCGAUCUUUCAACAUCGACAACACCUCCCCAUCGCUCCUCACUGCCAUCAAACUCACGAUCGACACCACAGCCGAGUCCGCCCUACCCGGUUCUACCUACAGCUCCAGAGCAGGACCAAGCCCCAGUCACCAGCGCUGCCGGCCAAACGGUACCAGAGGCGAUUCCCACCGCCGAGUCCACAGUGCCCGCCACGUUCCCGCAGCACAACCACCUCGUCUCCAGUAUGGUGGGCAAGCUGGCACUUGGUGCUGUAGCCUGCAAUACGGGUGCUACCCUCCCGAACUCAGCCUAUUUACUGCACGGAAGUGGUGGUGUAUUCUCAAAGGGUUGA